Molecule: messenger RNA, 5542 nt
Organism: Harmonia axyridis
Lineage: Eukaryota; Metazoa; Arthropoda; Insecta; Coleoptera; Coccinellidae
Exons: 10
Coding region: 90-5243 (1717 amino acids)
Biological process (GO): positive regulation of transcription by RNA polymerase II; double-strand break repair via homologous recombination; negative regulation of fatty acid biosynthetic process
Cellular component (GO): BRCA1-A complex; plasma membrane; BRCA1-BARD1 complex
Molecular function (GO): ubiquitin-protein transferase activity
Source: RefSeq, a predicted model, not a curated record
UCAUUUCUGUGUAUUUACAGAUUACACAAAUUUUCCCAUUUGAAAUUUUCUGGCGGGAUAUGUAUUAUUUUUGUUAAUAUUUUAGUGAUAUGGAAAAUACUCUGGAACACCUUUCAAAAAAUAUUGUAGAUAAAUUAGAACGCCUCAAAUGCCCAAUAUGCCUUGAUAUUAUUGAAAAUGUGCGAGAGCUACCUUGUAGGCAUAUAUUUUGUUUCAAAUGCUUGGAAAUAUAUAAGAAAGGGAACGAUGUUCUCAUUUGUCCCCUAUGCAAAAAAGAAAUAUCUAAAAGAAAAUUCUUAAGUCAUGAUGCUGCUCUUGAUUCUUUGUGUAGUUUCGUUAAAACCUUAUGUGAUGAUAUUAAAGUACAUCAUAAAAUAGAUGUCAAAACCUUUUUCAGUAAUAUGAAAAAAGAAACUAUGCUAAACAAGCUUGAAAAACGAAAUGGAUCAGAUGAUAUUAUUGCCCAAUUUUCAGAUGAUAAUAUAAUUCCAUGUACUUCCAAACCAAAGGAUAUAAAAAAAUUGAAGAAACAAAUUUCUCAUGCAACUAAAAAGAGCACUAAAAUUGGAUCACUAAAACCACUGAAUCUCAAUAUAAAGAAAAAUUCAGAUAAUAAGGAGAAUAAAAAAACUUUACCUAAAAUUGGUUUAUCCCGUAAACAAAACAAACUAAAAUCAGAUUCCAAAAGCAAUUUAGUACAGUUACAAACAAAAAUUCUACCUCAACAUAACCAGAGAUCAGGUAAACCCUGUUCAGAUAAGAAUAAAAUUUUGCAAUGGUUACAGGACACAAGAAAUAAAUUUGAGAGAUUCAGUCAAACUCAAUCUUAUGAAACCCAGAGUAAUACACCGCAAGAUGUAGAUAUGCCAUCUGUUUCCCAAAUUUAUGUUGAGAAGAAUAAAAAGAACAGAUCUGAGAGAGUUAUAGAGAAUCAAGUUGAGUUGAAUAUAGAUCAACGCUUACGAGAUAAAAAAGCUCAAUCUGUUGAAAAUUUGGCAUUUAAAAGUAAGCAAUUGAGGAGGCAUUCAUUAGAAUGCUCUUCUCCGAUAAAAAUGAAGCAGUAUAAUAAUUUACAAGAAAUUAAUCACAUAGAGAACCAACUCAUAAUCAAUAUUAUGGAAGAUGAAGUUUUAGAUGUGAUAGAUAAAGAAUUAUCAGGUGAAAAUAGCAAAAGAAAAAUGCUAGUCACCUCCAACAAAAAGGAACCAACCAAAAAAUUGGUUAUAGAUGUAGAAGAUGAAUUUUUGGAUCAGUUAGAUAAUGAAAUGAUGGAAAUUUGUGAUGAAAAAAAAGCAGGCAGUUCAAAGAAAACUACUUUAAAUACAACUGAAAUUUGUAAUGAAAACAAAUCAAAAUCAUCGUGGAAAAGUAUAAAGAAAUUUAAAAAGACAAUAGGUAAGACAAAAGUACCUAAGAAAUUAGACAUAAGUCUUCAAUCCACCCAGAAAUGCAAUAAAAAAGACUUAGAAACUACUUUGAACACAAGUGAUCCGUCUAAAUCUACUAAUCCUACUGUUAUGGAGAAUAGAACUGUUGAUUUUCAGAAAAUGGAGGAGUAUUUUAGCAAGGCUAUUCCCAAAAUGAUAGAGACAAAUAUCGGGGAAACAUCUUCUCAAGAGAUACUCAGUGCAUCAAAUGAAGCUCAAGAAAAGGACAAUAACUCAGAUAUUUACAUAUAUCAAACACAACCCUUAUCGACAGAUGAAAUCAGUCCAAAAAUCGAUAAAAUAAGUUAUGCUAAUGAGCUAAUUAAAAAAUUGGAGAAGGUUUUACUUCAAUUAACAGAAGAGGAUAAUGUUGAAACAAAGGAAUUAAUUUCUCUUCUACCUUCUGUUGAAGGUGUUUUCAAAAUAUUUGAUAAAUUCAAGGAAGGAUCACUUAUAUCCCAAAAACCAGUUGGAGAGGAAAAUCAAACAAGUUUUGUUGAGAAAGAAAUCCAAACUGAUUUGCUUUCCUUGGACGUUUUACCUUUAACUCCAAAUGCUGCAUUUAAAACAUUGGUACAUGAAGAUGCUGCAAUACAAACAGAUAAAAUCUGCUCGGACUGCCCCCAUUUUUGUUCCAUCAAAAACAUCACUGAUGCUCAUACAUCUCAACGUAUAUUGAGGAAUGAUAUUGAAAUUGUUGAAGAAGAAGAACAAGAAAAAAGCCAAUCUAAAAAAGGGGCACUAGAUCCAUUAGACAUUGAAUUAGAGCAAGAAUACAUAUCUCCUAAAUUACAAACAGAAAAAAUAAAAUCGCAAAUCAGUUCAUCUAAAGUCGAAAUUAUAGUAGAUGUGAACCUCGAUGUGAACUUACCUUCAUUCAAUAACCAAACCUCUCCGAAGGCAAAUGUCGCUAAUAAAAUUAAUACAUGUCUUCUCGAUAGCGAGAUUCCUGUUGAUCAAAUUUUAGAGCAAUGUAGUACGCAAUAUGAUGUUUCUUCUGAAAAAAAUGUAGAAGAGGCCAUGAUGAAAAAAUCUCCUAAUAUAUUGGAAUUAGAAGGAAAUGUUUCAAGAAUUAAGGACAACAUGGAUAAAAGUAAAUUGCAGUCAAGACCAUCGAUGACCCUUGGCUCAAGUCAAGGAUCUGCCCUUAUGUGUAGUGUCCCUCAAUCGAACUCUAGGGUGAAUCGCAAACUUAUGUUUGAAAAGGCUAUGCGGGAAAGAAGAGAAUUGGAUCAAACUCUCAAGAGAGUGAGAACAAGAGACUCGAUAUCUGAUUCUGAUGAAGAGAGGCCAUAUAAAAUGAAAUGUAACAGAUUCAUACAAAAUGAUUUUAGUAUUGAAUUUGAGUCUGAAAGUUUGAAUGAUAACAGCCUACAUUCAAAGAAUUUGGAUGCCGAAAUGGAUGUGCUUGAGGAAGAAGUUUUUCCUGGACCAAUAAAUAAAUUCACACAUUCUCAAAACACCCGAAAAGAAAAUGUAAAAACCAACAACAGCAAUCAACAACCAGAACCUGAUACACUUCUGAAUUAUUGUGACGAACUCAUCGAAAAAGCUAACAGACAUAUUUCUGCUGAGAAUGAGUUGCCAAAUCAUGAUGCCGAUAUUAAUGUAUCCCAAAUUAUAUCAGAAAGUAAUGAAAAUAUUAGAAACACUGGGAGGUUCAAUCGAUCACUAACGAAGAUUAAUCUGUCUGAAAAAUCUCAAGCAGCGAGCGAAAAAAUGAAGACACAGGAUCUCUUAAAACACUAUGAUGAUUUGAUAGAUAAGGCAAACAGACAAAUAGACAUGGAAAAUAAUGUAGUCAUUGAUAAACAACCGAAUAUAAAAUACAAUUAUUCACAAAUACCAACAACUUCUAAACAUAUGGACGUCUUUGAGGAUGUAAGGGAAAAGGAAAAUUUAAUAAAAACUCAGGAUCUUCUAGAUCACUGCAAACACUAUGAUGAUUUAAUAGAUAAGGCAAACAGGCAAAUAGACAUGGAAAAUGUAGUCGCUAAUGAGCAACCAAAUAGAAAAAGGAAACACAAUGAUUCACAAGUCCCGACAACUUCUAAACAUAUGGAUAUUGUUGAAGAAGUUAGACAGAAGGAAAAUCUAAUAAAAACUCAGGAUCUUCUAGAUCACUGUAAUGCAUUAAUAGCGAAAACUACAAAAGAGAUAGCAAGAAAUGAAAUCACGACAUCAACUAAUGAAGAUCUGAUGAACAAAAUUCAAUUGGAGAAUGAUGAUGAAUUUUUUUGUCAGAAUUUUGAUCAGUUGGACAGUGUUUUAGAAAAAGUGAAUCAUAGGGUUGAAGAUUCUAAAAACAAACUUUCAGAAUCUUUAUUCGAAUCAUGCAAAGAAAAUAAUACAUAUAGGACUCCAGUUGCAGAAAAUAAGUCAAUGGUUGAAACGGAAAAUAUAUUCAGCACACCCAGAGGAAGGAAAUCUGUUGGUGAAGAUGAAAAAAGGAAAAAAGCUAAAAAUUUAACAUUGGAAAUGAAGAAAGUAGAUGGUUUCAACAGUUCAGAUGAUGAGAUUUUUUCAGAUGUAGAUGUGGUAGAAACAACUCCUCAAAAAACAGUUAGUUUCUUGGAAAGGCUAAGUUGCUCUCAAGCUGUUAACCAGAAUGCUAGGGCAUCAUUUAAAAUUCAAGAAAACAGUGAAGGUUUUCCUGAAAGUAUGAAUAUUGUACCACCACCCCCUGGAUUUGAUGAUAUAGAAGAAAUAGCAGAGAAAGUUGAUUCUGAACAAAUAAUCUCUAGUAAUGACAGAGAAUCAGAAAACGUGAUUCCAGCUUCACUAUCCCCACAAAAUUAUGAAAAAAGACCAAUAAAGAAGCCAUUAGCUGCAGCUAACACGAAUAACAAACAUUUUGUAGCGCCUCAAGAGGUGAUGACCACUUUAUCUCAACAGUUUAUGAAGGUUUCUCCCAUAUGUAAAGAGAAAUCCAAAAAUCUGAAUGUCAUAGAAAUGGUACGACAGUCAAAAUUUUCGCCUCUAACGAUUUUGCCCAAAUCCAGUACGCCAGUCUUGACUAGUACACCGAAGCAAAAAAGUAUUUUGAGCUAUGUGAAACCUAAGCUGAAGUCCUCACAGGAAGCAAGCACUCCACCACAAGAAAGGCCUAAACCCUGCAUUGCAUUUACCAGGCUGAGUAAUGCUGAAACAUCAUGUGUAAUUUCCUUGUGCAAUAAAGGAUUAGCUACACGCAAAGAUAAGUUUGGAACUGAUGUAACUCACAUGAUUGUUUCCGUGGACAAGCAUAAUAAUGUCAAAGAUCAUACAAUUAAAUUCAUAUCUGCUAUUGCUGCUGGAAAAUGGGUACUAAAUAUUAAAUGGGUACAGGAAUGUUUGACAAAAAAUCAUAUUGUAGAUGAGGAGCCAUUUGAAGUAUUUGAUAUAACAGGAAUACCAAGUCCAAGAAUUUCAAGGCUCACCCGUCUCACUAAUCCAUUGCUCAAAGGAUUCAAGUUUUUUAUUCCAAGAUCAUUUUCUCAGACAAGUGCUGAAGAUGUUAAGAACAUCAUUCAGUUGCUACAAGGUGUUAUUGUUUCUUCUAUUGAAGAAUUGAAGGACGAGAAAGAAUAUAUAUGUAUCAUAAUAUGUGAACUAGUGGAUACAGAAGACUAUACACAGUAUGAAAAUUGGUUGCAGUCUUACAGAAUAAUAACAGUUGACAUUAACUGGUUAAGUCUUUCUGUGAGUCGAUAUAAAAUAUUGAGCCUCCGACCACACCUUCUUUGUUCAGAUGACUCAAUCGAUGAAUUAGGUUAUCCAUCGAAUUUAGUUGUAGAUGUAGCACCUAGUUUGACACAGGAUGCUACGUAUAAUUAAAAUACAUUUUGUUUAUUGUAAAGUCAAAAAUAUUCACAAACCUAUUGUUAAUUAUUUUUUUGUCGUUAAUUGUAGUGCAUUACGUGAUCAUCUGUUAAACUAUCACUUUCUUCAGAGAAAUUUAUUACUAAUGUUGUAAAUAAAGAAGGAAAACUAAAUUUAUUCUUGAUAGAAACAUUAUGUUUCAACUUAAUAUACCAGAUGUUUGAUUCAUGUUAUUUAAAUCAUUUUAUAGAUUGUUAUAUGUAUAUUUUUCUAAGUGGUUUAUUUACUUGUUAAUUUCAUAAAAUGCUUAUUUU